AUGCCCAGGAUGCCUGGCAGGCUCCGAGGCAGAGUGCCCCGCUCUGGGCCCCCGGGGCUGCCGGGCCCUGCCUCCGAGGACUGCCCCCAUCGCCGGCCCCAGCAGCCCUGCUGCUGCCAGCUGCUGCCCUCCUCACCCACGGCCCUGCCAGGCAAGGAGAGGUUAGACAGUGUGCACCUAAACUGGUUUGAACCCAGUUUAGCUGUUGCCCUCUUUCCUGGAGGGCUGUAUCUGGGAUUCUGUGGGGAGAGGAAGGGAGGGAGGGCAGCCUCCAGGAAACCACAAGGCCCUUCUGCUACUCAGCGAUCAGCCGGGUACAUUGGGCUCUGGGUUCGAGGGGAAAAGAAGGGCUGGGAGUGCAGCCGGGAGGAGCCCAGGAGCAAGAUGCUGCAGGAUCCCCCCACAGCCGUCCUCCGCCUUGUCCUCCUGACCCUCCUGGACCGGUUGGUCCCACCUGCAAGGGCCACAGAGGCCCCUGAGCUCUGCGAGGUGGAGAUGAACAAGAUCAAGGACCUGCUCCAAGUGAGCUGUGUGGAGAAGGGGCUUGCUGGGCUCCCUGCCGGGCUCCCAACUGCCACUGGCCUCCUCCUGCUGGGCUCCAACCGCCUGGGCCCCCGGCUCUCCCUGGCCGCCUUCCAGCCCCUGGCCCAGCUGAGCGAGCUGGACCUCUCCAACAACAGCCUCUCCACCCUGGAGACUGGUGCCCCACUGCCCCACCUCCAGCAACUGGCCCUCUCCCACAAUGCCUUGGACAGCCUGCCGGACUUCCAGGGCCUGCCUGCCUUGACCCGCCUGGCCCUGGGGCACAACGCUUUGACCCAGCUGCAAGAGGGGGCCUUCCGUGCCCUGGGGGGCUUGCAGGACCUCCAGCUCCAAGGGAACCAGCUCCGGCGCCUGCCCUCCGGAGCCUUCCAGGGCCUGCAGGACCUCCAGGAUCUGGACCUGUCCGACAACCACCUGGAGGCCCUGCCCUGGGACCUUCUGGCAGGGCUGAAGGCAUUGGAGAUCCUGCGGCUGGAGAGGAACCGGCUUCAGACCGUGCCAGACGGCUUCUUCCCAGAGGAGAACACCUUUGUCUACGUCUACCUGGCUGAGAACCCCUGGAGCUGCAACUGCCGGCUGGCCUAUCUGCAGGCCUGGAUCCUGGACCACGACUAUAGCAUCUACACCCGAGUGCAAGUGGCCGAGAAGGAGGUCACCGAGAAUGACCCCCAGAGUGUCAAGUGCCAGGCGCCCCCUAAAGAGAAGGGGAGACCCGUCAUGCUCUUCAAGACUGCCUGCAGGAAACUGGGGGACAGUGAUGGGGGGGAAGGGGAAAAGGAGGAGAGCCCCCAAAGUACCCACAGCACCCCCUUGCCCCCCUUCCUACACUCCUCGGGUGCCCACCACGACAUCAACCACACGUCCAACCACUCCCUCCACACACCUCCUGAGCACAGUCAUGACUGCCACUCCGGCCACAACUGCCCCCACAACAGCCUCCCCGGCCCCAACUGUCCCCAGGCCCACCACCACCAUGGCUUCCCCUACAUCCUCACCCAGUACACCAGCAGCAGCCACAACCGUUCCCACACUUGUGCCCAGCACCACUGCUCUGACCACGCGCGUUCACACAGCAGCUUCCACUGCCCCUUUGGCACCUGUCUCCAGAACUACGCAAGCUACACCCUUCUCUCAGGAAGCCACAACCAUACCCUUCACCACUUUCAUGCCCCCAACAGCCGCACCACCUCCAGCCACAACUCCAAGGGCAGCCUCAACUCUGAGCCCCACUGCCACCUUCAGGUCAUCAACCACAUGUGGGGACACCCCACCGGGCACCUCGGCUCCUGCCUCUGCCGGCCCCUCUACCAUGUUGCCCUCUCCUGAGACCCUUGCCACCUGUCUGUGCCCUGCACUGCCAGUCCAAGGCCACUGGGCAACCCAUCGCCACCAGUCCCCAGUGACCUGGUCAGCCUGGCUGGCACGCCACUGCUGUCCACUGCGUCUGGGGCUGUACCUGG
This is a messenger RNA of Sceloporus undulatus (fence lizard), 2003 nucleotides long. It is a transcript of the gene GP1BA, whose product is annotated as glycoprotein Ib platelet subunit alpha. NCBI's taxonomy places the organism in Eukaryota, Metazoa, Chordata, Lepidosauria, Squamata, Phrynosomatidae. The transcript is spliced from 3 exons. The coding region runs from base 1 to 1869 and encodes 622 amino acids. Gene Ontology annotation, molecular function: protein binding. The record is from RefSeq and is a predicted model, not a curated record.